GGGGGAAAUAAUCAAACUGAGGGCAGUGUACCUGGGAGAAGGUAGGACCAUAACCUCUCCAUAUAAUGUUUGCCAUCCAGGAACUUAUAAAAUGAGUGCAUAUUUGCGAGAGAAAGAAACCAGACAAAGGAUCUUUCCCUGUGGGCAUGGAUUGUACCUGAAGCUUUUUGUAAUGGGUUGAGGGUGAGUUGUGGUCAUCGCCAGUCAUGGAGGAAAAGCAGGAAGGAACGUCCUAACUCUCUGAAUGUCUUCCCCCUCGCGGAUGGCAUGUGUUAUAACCAUACAAUUGUGACUACUCAUGGUGACAUAUGACUGCUAUGAAUGUUGAGCCUUUGCAAUGCAUUUUGGAGGUCACUACUACACAUUUGAUGUUUAGGAGGUUGACAGGUAUGGCUGUAGGUAAGUGGUGGUUGUGGAUAGUUUUCUUUGGGUGAGCUACGGGCUAUACAGUGUGCCUCCUAGACUGCAGAGGAGAGCUGUACAGUUAGUAAAAUAUCUGGAACAACAAUAAUGGAUCAGAAGGACAGUUGAAGGAAGAUACCAGCAAAGCUUAAUAGAGGUUCUGGACUGUGAAGAAGAGUGCCUUGGUAGUGUUUACAUUUGAGAGGAAUUUCUCCAGGGCAGGCUGGUAGACUUAAUAAAAGACACUUUCUAGAUGACUAUGCACUACAGAUAUAUAAUCAUAAAGUACAUGUGUAUAAUUACAUGUGUAAUUAUUCCCUGAUGCGUUCUGGGUGAGAGAAAGAUAAUGUCAAUAAGCAAGAAGCUAUAGGAUAUAUUCUCAAUACAAGUAUCACUCUAUAGACACUGAUGAUGUAGAACUUCUAAAUGAUAUCUAGAUCCCAAAUGCAAGAAAUUACGUAUACCCAUCUGCAUGUCUCUUUUGCUGUGCUAAAAUCUUCAUGGACUUUAGUUAUGCUUACAUGUUGUCGGCACAAGAAGCUCUGAAUCUGUUCAUCCAACAGAAGGUUUUUUUUGAGUGGGGAAGAGGUUUUAUGAUUGCACUUUACACUUGGUACUCUUUGUCCCUUUGUAUGACAGAAAGCACAGCAGAUAAAUUGCAGCUGAAGUGUUACAACGUUUACUGGAUGAUGUUCCCAAAAACUGAACUAGACUAUUAGAAAAGUAACUCACGAAACAAGAAUCUCAAGUAGAGGUGAGAAGUGUGGUUUCCACAUGUAGCCACAGUAAAGUGUUUCUAUCUCAGUUUUGCUUGUAAAAUCAGCAAAUGUGCAGGGAAGCAAUUAGAACUUCCAUAUGGGAAUAUGGGGGCUCUUUGGACUGACAGUGCAGAAACCAAACAAGAUAUCGAUUUUAUUGAAUGAUCAAAUAUUAAAAAUAAAUCUUAACUUUUCAUAUAAAUGCACAGAUGCAACGUAAAACCUUUUGACUUCUGCAGUACAGUGUACUGCAGGGUAUUUUAAGAUAAGCAUAGAGGCCAGUCUAAUUAAAGGAAGGUGUCAAUAAGAUUCCAGAUUAAAAAAAAAAAAAGGCUGCAAAGGGUUAAUAUAUUUCAGUCUUUUCUCUCAUCCCAUUUUGAAUUGCUUUAUGUCGUGCAGUUAAUAUUAGAACAGUAGAGCAAGACUUAGAAGUUGGUGAAGUGAACCAGCAUCACAGCUCCGAGGAUGGGAGGCCCUGAAGCAGCUGCUGAGCAGUCUGAGUCUUUGCAGCAGUUGCACAGGAGGGGAGAGGGAAGCAAUAACUAUUAUAGCUGAAUCUGGGUGUGCAGCUGCUGAAUGUCACUGCACCCAAUUGCAACUCAUUAGCACAUACAACUCUCCAAAUUCAUUUUGCCAUCUCCCUGCAGGCAGCAAUUAGAGUGGGCUGCCGUGAAGAAAGGAGAGAUCUCAUUUGGUACUGGGAAUGAUUACUGCAUCGGUCAAGACGUUAAUUGGCUGACUUUGAAGCAGUGCGACUUUAAUUGACAAACAAGGGCUGCAGUAUAAAACCCUCACAAAGCCUUACAAGUCUCCCAUGUUUUUCAAGAGGCGUUAUUACAAGAAAUGGGGCUGUAAUGUCUGUAAAGCUGAGACUCAUUUGUGCACAUUUCACAAUGGAAGUCUGUCGCCUAUGUUAAUUUGUCGGCUUCUUAUUUUUGAGUUUCUGGGUCUUGCCUUACCCAUGUGGGGAGACCACACCUGUUUCUGCUGUGUUGUCAAGCCGGACCCAUGCCUGGCUAGCUUCUGCUAACAAUCACAAUAACAUCAUGUGGGGACAUAGGUCUUCCCCCACUAGCAAGAUCAGACCAUCAGUUUGUUAUCCACUUUGCUUCUGCAGUUUGGUGUAAGAAAUAUGCUGCUGUUCUCUCAACACAAGGGAUUCUCAUCCUGGUUAUGACAGUGGCUUACUGUAAUGACAACUUCUGGAUCCUCUAAGAGCUCACAUCUUUCCCAAGCAAUGUCCGUGUUACCUUCCAGUCUUGGGAAAUGCUGUCCUGGCUUACCGCGAGUGCCAAAGCUCUUCAGCUUCUGCUGUAGUCAGUGGCAAUUGGAAGUGCUUUUCACUUAUGAAAAGGCCUUCUUCCUUGAGGUGCAUGAUGAAGAGGUCACAUAACAAUGUGACUUGUGAAGAUAAGUCUUCAUAGUAAAAGAAGAAGGAUGUCAAUCCUUUCACAGUGUCCCCAAGAUGAAAUGUCUGAAUCUGGGCAGUCCUCAGCAGCUGCCACGCCGAGCACUACCGGAACCAAGUCCAACACUCCCACGUCAUCCGUGCCCUCUGCUGCUGUCACACCCCUGAAUGAGAGCAUCCAACCCAUCAGUGAAUACAAUGGCACAACCAAGAGCAACAAGAGGACACGAGAAAAGCGGAACAGCCGGAACAUGGAAGUCCAGGUCACGCAGGAGAUGAGGAAUGUCAGCAUAGGUAUGGGAAGCAGUGAUGAGUGGUCCGAUGUUCAGGACAUCAUAGACUCUACUCCCGAGCUGGAUAUGUGUCAAGAUCCCCGCCUGGAACGCCCUGGUAACAGCCCAACCCAGGGGAUUGUGAACAAAGCGUUUGGCAUCAACACAGACUCUCUCUAUCAUGAACUUUCCACAGCAGGAUCCGAGGUGAUCGGGGAUGUUGAUGAAGGAGCAGAUCUGCUAGGGGAGUUCUCAGUACGGGAUGAUUUCUUUGGAAUGGGCAAAGAAGUAGGCAAUCUGCUGUUGGAGAACUCACAGCUACUGGAGACCAAAAAUGCUUUGAACGUUGUGAAGAAUGAUUUGAUUGCCAAGGUGGACCAAUUGUCUGGAGAGCAAGAAGUGCUGAAGGGAGAGCUUGAGGCAACGAAACAAGCCAAAGCCAAAAUGGAAACCAGAGUCAAGGAGCUGGAGGAAGAGCUGAAAAGAGUGAAAUCUGAAGCGAUUGUUGCCCGACGAGAACCCAAAGAAGAGGUGGAGGAUGUAAGCAGCUAUCUCUGUACAGAAUUGCAGUGCUCCUCCCCUCUGCAGGACAACAUUCCCAUAGCUCAGCGCCGACGCUUCACCCGUGUAGAAAUGGCCCGGGUUCUGAUGGAGCGCAAUCAAUACAAAGAGAGGUUGAUGGAGCUCCAGGAGGCUGUCAGGUGGACUGAGAUGAUCAGAGCUUCCCGUGAGCACCCAUCCGUCCAGGAGAAGAAGAAGUCCACUAUUUGGCAGUUCUUCAGCCGUCUGUUCAGUUCCUCCUCAAGUCCCCCACCAGCAAAGAGGACCUACCCAUCUGUGAACAUCCACUACAAGUCUCCAACCACAGCAGGGUUCAGCCAGCGACGCAGUCACACCAUGUGCCAGAUCUCCUCUGGCAGCCGCACCCUGGAGUUCUUCCCUGAGGAUGACUGCACGUCCUCAGCACGCCGUGAGCAGAAGCGGGAGCAGUACCGCCAGGUCCGGGAACACGUGCGCAACGACGACGGGCGGCUGCAGGCCUGCGGCUGGAGCCUCCCUGCCAAGUACAAGCAGCUGAGCCCCAAUGGUGGUCAGGAAGAUACUCGCAUGAAAAAUGUCCCUGUGCCUGUAUACUGUCGCCCACUUGUAGAGAAGGACCCAACCAUGAAGCUGUGGUGUGCAGCUGGAGUCAAUCUCACGGGAUGGAGACCUUUGGACCAGGAGGCUGCGAAUGGGCAGAAACUGGAUCCUGGACGGGAUCCUCUCACCUGUGAUCGGGAAGUGGAGGGUGAGAACAACAAAAGUAACCAUACAUCUCCUGAAAAGAAAAAGGCAAAGGAGUUCCAUGAAAUGGAUGCCACGUCCAGUCGUGUCUGGAUCCUCACCAGUACCCUGUCAACAAGUAAAGUUGUAAUCAUUGAUGCCAAUCAGCCUGGCACAGUGGUGGACCAGUUCACUGUCUGCAAUGCUCAUGUGCUCUGCAUCUCCAGCAUCCCCGCGGCCAGUGAGAGUGAUUAUCCUCCAGGAGAGAUCUUUCUGGAGGGAGAUGUAAAUCCUGAAGAGUCGUCUGGAACAGAUGGUGUCUUGGCAGGAAUCACUCUGGUGGGCUGUGCAACUCGCUGCAAUGUGCCACGAAGCAACUGUUCCUCGCGUGGUGACACACCUGUGCUGGACAAGGGACAGAGUGAAGUGGCUGCUGUCUGCAAUGGGAAGAUCAACCAAUCUCAGUCUACAGAGGAGGCAACAGAAGCUACAGAGGUGCCAGAGAAUGGUACAAGUGAGACAGAGGCCAUUCAGACCCGUCCUGGACCCCUCACAGAGCACGUGUUUACGGACCCAGUCCCUGUACAGGCACCUCUUCGGCAGAACGGGGAGAACGGGCAGCUGAAGACAGAGUCAAGCACAGCACUGCCAGAUCAGGAGCUGAACGGGGAUGCUGCUGGGACGUGCACCAGUGCUGCCCCCACCAUGUGGCUGGGAGCACAGAAUGGCUGGCUUUAUGUGCACUCUGCUGUAUCUAACUGGAAGAAGUGUCUGCACUCGAUAAAGCUAAAGGACUCCGUGCUGAGUCUAGUGCAUGUGAAAGGAAGGGUCCUCGUUGCUCUGGCAGAUGGAACACUGGCCAUAUUCCACCGAGGAGAAGAUCGUCAGUGGGAUCUCAGUAAUUACCACCUUAUGGACCUUGGUCAUACUCACCAUUCUAUCCGCUGCAUGGCUGUUGUGUAUGACAGAGUAUGGUGCGGCUACAAGAACAAAAUCCAUGUUAUUCAACCUAAGACAAUGCAGAUUGAGAAGUCCUUUGAUGCCCACCCUCGGCGCGAGAGCCAGGUGAGACAGCUGGCGUGGAUUGGAGAUGGAGUGUGGGUUUCCAUCCGUCUGGAUUCCACCCUGAGGCUUUACCACGCCCACAGCCAUCAACAUCUGCAGGACGUUGACAUUGAGCCUUAUGUCAGCAAGAUGCUAGGUACUGGAAAAUUGGGCUUCUCAUUUGUACGGAUUACAGCCCUGCUCAUUGCUGGCAAUCGUCUCUGGGUGGGAACAGGGAACGGCGUUGUCAUCUCCAUUCCAUUGACUGAGACUGUAGUCCUCCACCGAGGCCAACUCCUUGGGCUCCGGGCCAACAAGACCUCACCCACCUCUGGAGAGGGCAGCCGCUCUGGCGGGGUCAUCCAUGUGUACGGUGAUGACAACAGCGACAAAUCUGCCAGCAGUUUUAUUCCCUACUGCUCCAUGGCUCAGGCACAGCUCUGUUUCCAUGGUCACCGCGAUGCUGUCAAGUUCUUUGUCUCUGUGCCUGGCAAUGUCCUAGCAACCUUGAACGGGAGCGUGUUGGACAGCCCCUCAGAGAACCCCAGCACAGCAGCCGCAGAGACUGAGGGACAGAAGCUGAAGAAUGUCUUGGUGCUGAGUGGAGGAGAAGGGUACAUUGAUUUCCGGAUCGGGGAUGGAGAAGAUGAUGAGACAGAGGAGAAUGCAGGAGAUGCCACCCAGGUGAAGCCAGUACUUUCUAAGGCAGAAAGGAGCCACAUUAUUGUGUGGCAGGUAUCCUAUAUCCCAGAGUGAGAAUUUCUCCUUUCCUACCAAUGUAAGUGUCCCUGUUCCCACCUGAAUGCCACGAUGUACAUACAGAACGCCUGCAUUAUACCUACUGCUGGAAACCGACCCCAGACAACUGCAGCGGCUCCUGCCUCGGACUGUGACCCCUUUGUAACCUCUGAACUUGCAGCUUUCAUCUUGGGCCCAUGAGCUUUCUGCGUGGUUGGAUUAUUGUUCUGCUCUGGAGCUGGCGUCUACAAUGAGAGAAAUGGCAGCGCAUCGAUAAAGUGAAGCUUGGAGCCAGAGCUGUGCAAAAGCUUUGCCUGGGGCUGGGGAGCUGGACAGGUGGUGGGUCUGGUUCUCCAGCAGGAUGCCUUGCUCCCACCUGCAUGAGAAGUAGUACAGCACCCUGGCAUCCCCGCCAAAGCAGCGACGGAGGAUCACAACUCCUACAGCACCCCAGAAGAAAUCCUUCCUUGUUCACCAGUGGACUUUCCACCGUCUCCACUAUGCACAGAGUACACCCGAGCACAGAAUAAUAUCCCACAGACUGACAGCAGCCAGGUCCAAGGAGCCUUCAACAGAAAGGAGUGUCACGGUUUGGGAAGCGCUUUUGCUGUUUGGCUGGAGGAGGUGGCAGGGCCAUUAGUGCGGGGAGCACAUCCUCCACACUUGUAGAUGGAAAGUCUCCCUCCUCUUCUGCUGCUUUUAUCAUAGCAGUAGUGUGCUGGGUGACUGCAUGUGUCCAGAGGGGAUUGUUUGGGAGCCUCAGGUGGGUGACAGGUGGUUGGUUGUGGAGGCCAUGGGGCCUUAGGAAACUACAGUAACAAAGAAGUACUGGAACCUUGUUAUUUUAAAGGGGGAAAAGGCAGUAAUAUUUUAACUCCCUUCUCCAAAAAAAUGUCAAGCAGAAAAGAAUUCUUGAGUUCAUUUGUUUUGUGAGCCUGAAAGCUUUAGGAGGAAGCUUUCUCUACAUAGCAUUUGUUGGCUUUUAAAAUACAGGUGACGGCAGAUAAUGUUGGUGUGCUGUGGAUUCUGCAUUAACACACUGAGAUUACUUUGACUCAUCAGGUUCCCAUCCUGCUGGGAACUGCUGGCUUCCUGCUGGAAGGAGGUGGCUGUUUUCCUUCACACGGUGGCGAUCAGGUUAGGAAAGACUGUGUAGGUGCAGUCAAGGUGUACAGGCUGUCUCUUGCCUGAGGUCACGCAGAUACGGGAAUUGAGGCCAGAUCUCCCACCUCCUUUUACCCAACAUCACAAGCACUGAUUGACUUGGUUAGGAAGUAGUUUGAGAAGCUGGAUCUUUGUGACUCCUGAAAAGAAUGACAGCCUCUGAGAGAAAUUCUGACUGUGCUCCUUGUGCGAGCUGUGUUGUCCUGAUUAUAGGAGAAGCAGCCAAAAAUGCAGCCAGGGAGAGCAGUUUUGAGCUCCAUAUUCAAAGCGUGGCAGCUGCAGAUAUAGAGGCAGUGGUUUGUUUUCCCUUUCUGACAGUUACAGCAGUCCUUUCUCUACAAAGGCUGCCUGUUAGCAAUGAAUUUGGAAGAUCCUGGUGGCUGUCUUGUUGGUUUCCUGAGCUGUGCAGCACUCUGGAUCUCCCAGGAAUGUCCACCUCCAUCUCUGGGGAACGUGACCUGUGCUUGUUGGCAUGGCCCAGGCUGCCCUCAAGCCUUAUGGUCUGCAGCUGUUUGUGUGCUGCAGGAACACAGCGUUUACUGAGGAAGGUUUAGCAUCUGUCCUCAUUCAGCAGCCCUGAAAUGCUCUUUGGAUCCUCAGUUCAGAAAAGGCUGGGACAUACAGUUCCCAUCCAGGGAGGCAGCGGGACAUACCCAGAGUGCAGAGGCCUCAGCUGCCAAAGUAUGGGGCCACAGUGCUGCCCGCGCUGCCUGUGAGCAGUUGGUGAUGUGCAGACACCCACACUGCUCCUUGCAGAGGUAGGAAACCAGCUGUGCUGUAUCUUCAAACCAGCAGCUUGCCAGGAUCUGUGGCUUGCAUUUGGCUGAUUGUGCAAGCAGCUGCUCGUGUAGAGGGGAACAUUUGAGAGGCGACAUCUCACUGGGGCAGUGCUGACCGUGCCGGUCUGCUCGCUCACAUCCCCAGAAUGCUUUCUGCUAGAACAGGCUCUCUGGGUCACAGCACAGGGUGCAAUAACAGAUGUUUGGACAGCAGAUUCCACAGACAUCUAACAGUUAAUUAGAGCCAGGAAAAUAGCAUAAUUUGGUCUCAUUUAAUAGCACAUCCAAUUCUGUAGGUGUUCAGCAUAAAAAUACAGAAUUGCAAUGUUAUUACCUCUUACAAUUUGUUCUCUAUCUGGUUUUAGCAGUAGAAGUGACAAUAUUCAGUCUUCUGUCACCCACUGGUCCAUGGCACCAUAAGGAAACCACUCUUGGGCCUCUGCCAACAGGUUCCUUCCCAGUUUGGUGCAUGGUUUCCUCCAAGAGAAGCACACAUGUCAGAGGGGUGGCUCCAGCUCAGCAGAGCCUGCCUCUGCUGUCAGCUCCUGUCGGGAUGUGGUGGCUGCUGGGCAGCAAGGUGAGAACUGACUGGCUUCAACACACUUCCCUGUCAAAUCUCCACUGUGAUGUAUGUAAAGUAUCUUGUAUGUUACAAAAGGAUUUUAAAAAGUGUCUUAAGGCCUGUAAACUCCGCUGUUUGGUCUGAAGAUGGCAUUCUGUAAAGAGACCGCUGUAUGAAUACGUUCCCAUGCUUUUUUCCCUAUGCUAUCAAACAACAAACCAUAUCUGUUCUGUAUGUAAUAAAUGUGUUAACAUCA
Gallus gallus (chicken) is the source of this 8646-nucleotide messenger RNA. RefSeq names its product mitogen-activated protein kinase 8 interacting protein 3 (gene MAPK8IP3). Gene Ontology annotation, cellular component: cytoplasm. NCBI's taxonomy places the organism in Eukaryota, Metazoa, Chordata, Aves, Galliformes, Phasianidae. Gene Ontology annotation, molecular function: MAP kinase scaffold activity; signaling receptor complex adaptor activity; kinesin binding. The transcript has 31 exons. The coding region runs from base 2598 to 5903 and encodes 1101 amino acids. Gene Ontology annotation, biological process: vesicle-mediated transport. The record is from RefSeq and is a predicted model, not a curated record.